Molecule: messenger RNA, 1120 nt
Organism: Purpureocillium takamizusanense
Lineage: Eukaryota; Fungi; Ascomycota; Sordariomycetes; Hypocreales; Ophiocordycipitaceae
Exons: 1
Coding region: 161-994 (277 amino acids)
Source: RefSeq, a predicted model, not a curated record
CACUUGGUCUUUACCAUUGAGCACUUGGUCUUUACCAUUGAGCAGACAAGAACGUUGGGUUCACCUUGAACCAAGUUCGACGGCGAGCGCGAAGCAGAAGACAACCCCCUUAUCUCAACUACGCCUAUCUGCCAGCGCAUACAGGCCGCCACCCGCCGUCAUGCACGCGUCCACCAUCGCCUUCUUCGCCGGCCUCGCUACCCUCGCCUUCGCGAGCACCGCCCUCCCUGCCGCCACCACCACCGCCACCACCACCCAUCCUGAGAAAAGAGAAGGCUACAUAAAGACCGGUCCCAACAGGGGCAACGUCUACCACGGGAUGAAGUCCGGAGCGGGCACUCAGAACCAUCAUCACUCCCGCUCUGCGCCGGACGCCUGCGCCGCCGGGUGCAACGGCGAUUUCCAGCAGUGCAUCAAGGCUGGCACCGCCAUCCAAGUAUGCUCAUCCAGCUACGCCUCCUGCCUCGGGCACAAUCCCUUCGACAGGAACCCUUUCGAGGAGCCCACGACCUGCACGAAGGCUCUCUACCCCAGCCCCGAUGAUGCGCCAGACGCCUGCGCCGCCAAGUGCAACGGCGACUUCCAGCAGUGCUUCAAGGACAGCAAGCCUAUGCAGACCUGCGUCUCCGACUACACCCACUGCCUUGGGUACAACCCAUUCGAAAAGCUUCCAUUCCGGGAGCCCACGGCCUGCAAUAAGAAAUCCAUGCCAGAGAAGCGCCAGACAAUAUUGUGUGUGCACCAGUGCGAAACGACCUACAGCUGGUGCAAGAUGAUCCACGGGUCUCAUUGUGACGCAGAUCGGAUCAGAUGUCUCGAUAAAUGUCGUCCAGUCUACGGGAGGGCCCUCAACACAAGAACAGAGCGGCCAGAGAAGCGCGAGAUGGGAUGUAAGACUAUAUGCACCGACCGUGAGAUUCUCUGCGCCAUGUUCCGGAAGCAGGAUUAUUGUGCGGAGAAAAAAGACAAGUGUUGGGAAAAAUGUAACUCAUAAACUUAAGCGACCCUCAGAAGAACAGAGUGGCGAUAGAACGCAUCGAUGCGGAGCCUGGGCUGUUGGUCGACCGCAACAGGUACCCGAUUGCGCGACUGACCGAGCGGUCGUUGACGUUUUUCCUCU